Molecule: messenger RNA, 7904 nt
Organism: Pogona vitticeps (central bearded dragon)
Lineage: Eukaryota; Metazoa; Chordata; Lepidosauria; Squamata; Agamidae
Gene: AHCTF1
Product: AT-hook containing transcription factor 1
Source: RefSeq, a predicted model, not a curated record
GGGGGAGAGGCGGCGGCGGCAGAGGUUGGUGUUGGUGCCGCUGCGCAGACCGAUUAUACCGAGCGAGUGCGGCGGUAGCGGAAGACCGAGCGGGCCCGGCCCGGGGGAGCGCGCCGGCCUCCUCCUCCUUUCCUUCCCUGUUUCAACCGCUGCGGCCGACGCGAUGUCGCCGCGCUGAGCCGAACCCGAGCGAGGCAGGCGGUGACACCCGCCUCAGCAGCAGUGAAGCAUGCGAGACCUAACAGCUCACGUAACUAGCAGUCUGCUGCAGUUUCCAGAGGUGACUGUACAAGCUCUGGGAGAGGAUGAGAUAACAAUAGACUGCGUACUUCAUGGGAAAUUCACUGGAGGACGAAGUGGUCUGGCUUGCUUAGCAUGUGGGUCUCAACUUGAGGUAGUAAAUGCUGUCAAUGGAGAACGGUUAUCUGCAUAUCGUUUCAGUGGAUUGAAUGAGCAGCCUCCCACUAUCCUUGCAGUGAAGGAAUUUUCAUGGCAGAGGAGAACUGGACUACUGAUUGGCUUGGAAGAAACUGAAGGGAGUGUUCUUUGUUUAUAUGACCUUGGAAUAUCAAGAGUGGUUAAAGCUGUUGUUCUUCCUGGAAGGGUCACUGCUAUAGAACCCAUAAUUAACCAUGGAGGAGCUAGCUUGACAACCCAACACUUACACCAGAGUCUCAGGUGGCUGUUUGGUGUGGCUGCUGUGGUUACAGAUGUUGGACAUGUUCUCUUGAUAGAUCUUUGUCUGGACGAUUUGUCAUGUAGCCAAAAUGAAAUAGAGGCAUCAGAUCUAGAAGUUAUUACUGGAAUUCUUCCUGAAAUCCCCAAAAUAAGGGAGUCUGUGACAAGGAAAAGUCGACAUCUUUGUUUCCAAUUAUUAAGCCCCUCAGGAAUUGCUGUGACAACUCUUUCAUACAUACACAGAAGUAACCAGUUAGUAGUGGGGUUUUCUGAUGGAUAUCUUUCACUGUGGAACAUGAAAAGCUUGAAGAAAGAAUACCACUCACAGUUAGAAGGAGGUAGAAUUCCUGUAUAUGCUGUUACUUUUCAAGAGCCUGAAAAUGAUCCUCGCAAUUGUUGUUACUUAUGGGCUGUUCAGUCAACACAAGAAAGUGAAGGGGAUAUUGUUAGUUUGCAUCUACUGCAGUUGGCCUUCAGUGACAGACGACGCCUGGCAUCAGGACAAGUAAUGUACGAGGGGUUGGAGUACUGCGAAGAAAGAUACAGUUUAGACCUCACUGGUGGAGUUUUUUCCUUAAGAGGACAGACCAGCAACACCAAAUUAAUUGGUUGUCAAACUGUAGAAAAAUUCCGAAGCCAUGUUGACAGAGAGGAUAGCAUUAAUGAAAUCAUAUCACCAGACACAAGUGUGUCUGUCUUCAGCUGGCAAGUGAACACCUAUGGUCAAGGCAAACCAAAUACAUAUCUGGGCAUUUUUGACAUAAAUCGUUGGUAUCAUGCUCAAAUGCCAGAUUCGUUAAGGCCAGGGGAAUUUCUGCACAAUUGCCCCUAUUUUGCAUUGUGGUCCUUAGAUGCUGUAGUGAACAUGACAUCUCCACAUCGCAUCUUAGAUGUCUUGGUACAUGAACGAAGCUUUAGUCGUGGUGUGCCUCCUUCAUGUCCUCCACCUGAACAGUUUUUCAAUCCAAGUACAUACAGUUUUGAUGCCACUUGUUUGCUGAACUCUGGAGUUGUUCAUGUGACCUGCACAGGGUUUCAAAAGGAUACCUUACAUUUCUUAAAGAAACCUGCUUGUUCAUUAAAUGAAGCUAUUCCUGAUGGUUAUAAUAGAUGCCUUGUAGCUGGUUUGCUUUCUCCGCGGUUUAUUGAUGUGCAGCCUUCAAGUCUGAGUCAGGAAGAGCAGUUUGAAGCUGUACUGUUAGCCGCUGUCCAAACCAGUUCUCUGGGACUCCUCAUCAGCUGCAUCAAACAGUGGAGUGCGGAAGAGCAACCAGAUUCUUCACCUAACUUGCGUUUUGUUCUUGAAUGGACAUGGAACAAAGUGGUGAAUACAAAGGAAGACUUCAUUCGUCUGUGUGUCCCAUUGUUUGAUGGAUCAUCAAACUUUAUUGGCCCACAUACUCUACAGUCUCUGCAGCAUUGCGAGUUGCUCCUUAAUAACCUCAGCACAGUUUUGAACUGUUUUGUAAUGGAAACUCAAGAACUGACAGAACAAGGCUUUACAGAUCUAACAAAUAAGCAGGUUGUAACUGGUCUCCUUCUACAGUAUGUGCAGGUGGUGAUCUGGUUUUGUCGAUCGAGUCUUCUUCCAGAAAGCUUAGAUGAAGAUAUGCAGUUGUCCAAACCUUUUUAUAAUUACCAACAUAUACAAUGCUUUUAUGCUAGUUGUCGUCAGAAACUGGAACGCUUAUCAAGAGGCAAAUGGAACCCUGAUUGUUUAAUGAUUGAUGGACUAAUUUCUCAGCUAGGUGACUUGGUUGUGAAGUUGUGGCAGAGAGAUGGUGGAGGAACAGGGAAAUAUCCUCCUCCUUCGCUACAUGCACUACUUGAUCUCUACUUAUCAGAAAAUAUUGACGAACUCUACAAGCAUGCCAUUACAAUUUAUUUGCUAUUGGACAUCAUGCAUUCCUGCCCAAACAGGGAUGAUAGUUCUGUGGACUCAUUUCCAACUGCUUUUGCAGUCCCUGUAGGUCUUGUUAACUUAAUUCAAGGUUUCUGGUGUUUGGAUCACAAUGACUACGAGAAUUCUCUGGCCUAUCUGUUCCAUCCAGCUACAGUCAGAUUACCUUGGCAACACAUAAGGAUAAUUCAAUCCUUGAUGUCCCAAGGAGAGCACAAGCGAGCCCUCCGAUACAUACAAACAAUGAAACCAUCCAUGUUGAGCAACAGUGAAGUUGCCCUUCACAUUACUGUCUUACUGUUUAACAGCUGUAUGGUGGAAGCUUGGAGUGUGUUGAGGCAACAUUCUACUCGAUUAAAUGUGGAGGAGAUGCUCAGACAUAUAUAUGAAACCUGUCAAGAAUUAGGCCUCAUGGAAGAUCUACUAAAACUACCAUUCACAGAAACUGAACAGGAGUGCCUAGAAAAGUUCUUGCAGACAAGCACCGGUGUUAACAACCAUGAGUUCCUCUUAAUCCAUCAUCUUCAGCGUGCAAACUACAUUCCUGCCUUGCAGCUGAAUCAGUCACUGAAGAAUAAUCUCAUGCAUGAUCGCAAUCCUCAUUGGAGAGAGAGAUCUGUUGUCAGAAACUCUAUAUUAGACCAGUAUGGAAAAGUUCUACCCAGAGUGCAAAGGAAGCUAGCUGUAGAGCGAGCCAAGCCUUACCACAUACCAUCUUCACUACGGCGGGAAAUUCUAAGACCAAAACCAUUAUCAACUGUUGCAAAGCAAGCUGCUCCAGGAAAUGUGGUGACAAAAUCAACUUUCAUAAAUAAUGUACUGUCCAAAAUUGGAGAGGUGUGGGAAGAAACAGAACAGAAAAAUAAACCAUUUCAGAGUGAUAUCACUGAGGAACAGCCAUCUAACUCAUUGUGCAAUGACAGAGAGUUGCCAAAUCCAUUUGUGGGGACACCCGUUACUAAAUCACUAGGAAAAUGUUCCAGAUUGCUCGACUUGGUGGUCCAGCCUAUUUCUCUUGAUUCACCACCCUUUCGGAGUAGCCUGCAGGUGUCACCAACAGCUUCUGCUUCAAGUGUGCUUUCUAGUCCAUUGCAUUUCAACCCUCAAUGGUCCUUAAGAGCAUUACUGCAUAAGAAUGUCAAAAGAGCACCGGAAUUAGCAUUAUUGGAAACACCGAAUAUUGUCAAGAGAGCUAAAGCUUUGACAUCCGCAUCUUCCUAUGGGUUCCCUGCCUUUACACCUCAAUCUAUUUUGAGGAGUAAAGGCACUACACCUUUAGCUACUCCAACUGCAUCUCCAGGAAGAUCUGUUACACCCCCUUUGCGGACAAAAGAAACAAAAAUAUCAUUUAUGGAAGAAAACAAAAUUUCGCAAUGGACUGCUGAAAUGGCAGAUGAUAAAGCAAAACAGACUGCAGGUUUAUCUGAAUUUAAUAUUAACACUCAAAUGGAGAAUAUCUGGACCAAAAAUAGAAAAGCUCCAUCCUUUUCGGUAUGCAGUCUUCAAAAAGACCAUGAAGAAGUUGAGCUAUCAUCAAAAAGCAUACCAGACAAACAUUUGAAUACAACUGAGGACUCCAAGGAAACUCAUGACACUUGUGUUGAUUCAUCUGAAACUAUUACAGAGUAUCAUGAUACAGAAUCACCAGUUGACUUGGGAAAUGAUACUUUUGCAGCCUCUCAGUCAGUUCACUGUAUUUCUGAAGACCUUGUAAAUAUGCAGCAAUCAGCUGUAAGAGAAACCAGUGGGAUUGUUAGGAGUGAUCUUUUGCAAAUAGAACACCAAAUAUCUGCAGAGAAAGAGCAAUCAGCUGGUGAACAAGAAACAGCAUUUCCCGAAAAGGAGGACAAGGAUUAUGGCUCACUUCCGGAGAAUAGAGUAGUAGUGAUGGAUGAUUUAAAUGCUUUCCAAGACACUAAUGUGUCCUUUGGGCCACCUAAUGGAAGUGAAAGUAAUGCAGUAGAAUCCAGUGCGCCAUCGUUGCUGGAAGACAGACUCCUUUCUGAACCUAGAACCCAAGCCUUGGAACCAAUAGGAACAGAUGCUGAAUCUGUCAUCAGUAUUCCUGAUAGUGAAGAAGAUAUUGUCAGUAUUCAUUCCAAAAAUGAAUUUGAAAGAGAGUCAGAUGCAAACAGGUCUGCAGAAGCUGUUAGAGAGGAAACUAUAUUAGUCCUGCAAGAAGUGACACCUGACACUCAACUUCAAAUGCAGGAAGUAAAUCUUAUUGCAGAUGGAAAACGCAAGGAACAGAUUUCAGAAGUUGUAGUGGAGACAUGCCCGCACAGUGAGCUGAGUGCCUCAAGCGGUCCCAAAUUAGAGUACAGUUGUGCCAUUGUAGAGGAACGUGUCACAUGUGAAUUACUUGAUAAAGAGACUGAUGAAUCUUUCUUUGCUGAAGGAGACGAAGGAGAGAUUCUUGUGCCACAGAACAACUUCUCCUUAAUAUUAGAAGAAGAUAAAGAACCUGAGAUAGGAGAGUCCACUGUGUUGGAAACUUCUCUACUUAAAUCCACUGAUCCAGACCCAGAAAGUGUGUCCCUGAAUGUAACUGGAAAUAACAAUGAAGAACUCGUUACAAAUUCAGUUUCCACAGUAACUAGCAGUCAAAUAACUCAGAAUACAGCUGAAGUUUUGCCAUAUGUACCUGAACCUGUUCAGAUGGCAAUUGCUGAAAACCUGUUAGAUGUAGUAAAAGACACAAGAAGUAAAGAAGUUUCAGCUGAAGUUGUGGAACAGUCUUUUCCUGAAAACAUAAACAAGAAGGUAUUAAUUUCCCACCAGGCUCCUCUAGAAAAUAUAGUUGAAAUGAACAAUGAUACAAAAGUAAGUCAAGUUGAACAUUUUGUUACAUCUGGUAGCUUCACAGCAGAUCAGGCAACACAAAAACCAAAUGUCUCAUUAUCUGAUGAUCAGUCAUUGUCAAAGAAGGAUAAACCAGAAAUGUUGAUGCUCUCCACUCCAAGGAGAAGUGCUAGACUAAUAAAAGAGACUUCUGAGGUAUUAGAAGUCAUUCUUGAUGGCAAACAUCAAGAACAAGAGACAUUCCAGUCUCUUGCUUUUCCAGUCAAAGAUGACCGGAAAACAGAUAUAUCAGCAAAUGUAUCUCCUGUUGCAGAGGAGUUUCAGGCAACAAUUACUCCAAGAAGAGGGGUUAAAAAUCCAAAAAAGCUUUUAUCAGACCUUAAUGAACACCCAAGUGAGCGACCAUCUACUCGUAGGAGGACUUCAAGAAUUACAAGAAGCUUGAUAGGGGAGCAGGAAGGUAGUCAGUUUGUCAUUGACCACACAAUCCAAAUGACAGUCAAUCCUAAAAGUGCAAAGAAGCUAAAAACUAUUGCUUUUCACCUAGCAGAAGAUGUAAUUUCUGAUCAGGAAGUAGAACUCCACAAAGAGCAGCUGACUGUCAAACCUAGAAGAGGAAAGCCAAGAAAACAUGGUGGUCUGAAAGAACUUAAGUCCGAGACAGAAACGAAAGCUGGAAAGCUGCCAUUGCCUACUCCAAGUAGAAAGGGUAAUGCCAGAAAGUCUAGUUUACGUAAAGCAAUUUUGGAAGAUGAUGUACAGCCAACUGUGCCACAGACACUUGUGCCCACUAAACUAGAGGGAGCACAAAACACAAAUGUCUCAGAAAGUGUUCCUGAUCGAGGCAUGGAGCUUGUUGAGCAGUCAACAGUACGGCGUAAAAGAGGCAGACCAAGAAAGAAUUCUUUGGAUGUUUCAGCAAAUACACAGCUGGAUUUGUCUCUGUCAUCACAUCCACUUCAAAUGGAUACCAGAACAUCAGUCACUACUAGAAGUAGUAGUAGAAAUAAACCAUUAAAUCUAUCUUCAGGUGUGGGAUCUUUACCUCCUCUAGAAGAGUCCACAGUGCACACCACAAAGAAAAAAUCUGCAAAAACAGAUGCAGAUAAAACGGUUAUAGAAGAACGUUAUCUCCAGGCAAAUGAAUCAUUCACUUCAACAAAGAGUCCUGCAAGAAGACAGGCUAAGCUGACCACAAUAAGAAAGAAGAGCCAGCUCCCAUCUCUGUCUGAAGAGGGUACAGAACACUUGUUACAAGCUACUGAUAACACUGCAGGCUUGCAGUCCACAGACACAACGAAACUGAGACUUGGAGAAACAGGGAGAAUUUUGCCACAGCAUGGUACUCAUACUAAAAGGAGAUACAGGAAGAAAAGUGAAAAUGAGAGCCUCUCUCUGGAUGAGACCUUUUAUUUUUCACCACCUCUAACAAAGCUCACAGAAAAAACUAAAGGUGAAAAACCAGUGACGCCUGUGCAGCUCAAAGGUUUAGAUACAGACUUGGCUUCUCAGUUUGUCUUCUCGCCUCCUGUUUUGAGAUCCAGGAAGAGACAAAUUUCCAGUAUUUCACGGAUCGUGGAAGAGUUAGAAUUGCCAAUUAAAAAGGAAAAGGAUGCCAUCUCGAUAGAAGCAUUAGAAAAGCCAAAAGUAAAAAGAGGCAGAAAAACAACAAAAACAAGCAAAGGUCUAGGAAAAGACAGUAGUUGGUCUCCACCCCCAAUGGAAAUAAAGUUCAUCUCUCCUUUUGGUACCCCAGUAGAUGGAUCAAAGAGCAAACCAAGAGAAUCUGUGGACAAAGCAGAGAGGUCUGAUCAGAAGACUGUUUGUAAGAAAGAGAAGAGACUGUCUAGCUAUCCAAAGCCAGUUGUUCGGAAGAAGAUGCUAUAACUGUUUUUAAAAGUGUGCAUUGUACAUCAGUAUUUGUAAAGUCAUCAUAGUUGUGUGGCAUAUUAAGGAAUAAUCAUCUAAUCUGGAGGAUAAUUUAUAUAAAUUAUUGUAAAAAUUCAGUAAGGUCUUCAAUAAGUAACUCCAUGUGGAGUGUGAUUUCUUCAGUCAAUGCAGUUUUUCUAUUUUAUAAGACACUUCAUACAUUUAUAUAAUAUGUAAAUACAUCUUAUUUUAGGAAUGUUAAAUAAAAAUGUAUACUUAACAACAAUUAUUGUCCACUAGAUUUUUGAAAGAGAAUGGUGGUGCGUGGUGCAAACAACUCAGAGAUGGUUUUAAUGAUGGCUUGCCACUGUUGGUUCCUCUCUAAUGGGAGGCUAACAUUUUUUUAAAGAUAGUUUGCUCUUGUAAUGUUUUUAAAAAUUAAAAUGUGACCAUUUUAGGGGUUUAUAGAAAAUGUUUUGACCUUUUGGAAAUUGGUAAUGGGGGUUCUCCAUUAGAAACAAACCUUACUCUCUUGAUCAAAUAUGUACUUUAUUGAAGUAAGAAUGUAAAAUAUUGUAUUGAAGCUGUGCAAUAUUUUUUUUGUAUUUGUCUUAACUUGGAAAAGCUGCUCUUCAGUUUAUAAAACGAAAUCUCG